CUUACAAAAAAAAAAAGAAAAAGACAUUAUGUCGCGGCCUACGCUUGCAGAGUUGUCCAUAUCCUUGAACCAUGUUCAGUCACUACUCAAACAAAUCACAGAUGAAGUCAAGGUUUUAAGCGACGGAAUUGCAGUCUUAGUGGAACAAGAGGAGGCAGAGGACCUUGAGGAAGAGCUCAACUAUCUUGAUGUUGAUCCUUGGUCCAAUGUCAGCGAUAAAGAUAAGAAUGCCGCCAAGGCCGCACGGCAGGACAGCAUUCGCUCACUCUUACAACGUAAACCUUCAACCGUUAAGGAUGAAACAAAAGCACUAGCCCGGAUCUUGAGUCAAAAAAAAUCAGGAACAGGAUCAGGAACAGGAACAGGGGUGUCGAAUGGUAAAGACUCUGAGAAGCAACAGCAACAAAAGCAACAAUCAUCAUUAACACCACCUUCUCGACCCAACUCAAGUUUGCAUGAUCAAGCCAUUGAGGAGGAUUCAACCUCAUCUGAGGGAUCAUUGUCCUAUCAGCGCGGCCGAAGUGGAACUCCGCUUCCUGUUGAAGGAGACAAACAGGAGCUCGAAUCAGGAUCGGACUUGACAGCGGCUACAUUAGAGGCUGAGCGCGUACCUCACACAAUUACAGUCCAGACCACCCCCACGCCUACCAGAUUCUCGAUUGCCAUCACAAAACCAGCUACUCCACAAAGUCCCUCUACGCCUGUACUCUCUACAUCAACAAGCCAUAGCUCCAUCUUGAGUGCUUUGAAUACCUAUACCUCUUCAACGACAACUACCACCACUACCUCAACAACGACCAACAACGGCACUCAUAAUGUCCCUCCUCCAUUCUGGAGAUCCGCUACGGCUCCUAAUGUGAAUGAAGGGUCUAGACCCAAUUCCGUCCUUGGUAAUCCUGCGGACGGAUAUUCGGCGAGGGGAAUCAGCGUCCAAAAUGUACCCCAGCGUCGCUCUCUUCAACCCGAACCCCGAAGCGCUUCAGAUUUACAGAUUAUUGGACAAGGCAAUGGUAGUGUCAAAGAUCGAUACACUCAAGCGCUCAGAUCCAAUUCUCAAGGCGUUAUAUUGCACCCGUCUGUAGGGAAAGAUUCAUUAAAGUCGGUCUUUACUAUUAAUUCACCUAAACCUAUGGUUGCUUCACAAGUCGAGCGGAUCGAGUCUGCAGAUUGUUUUAGUAAACUGGGCUUGGUUCCUGAACUUCUUCGAGGAAUCUAUGCAUAUGGUUUGAAAAUGCCUUCUAUCCUGCAGCAACGAGGCAUUCCAAUGAUCAUGACCAGGCACGAUGUCCUCACACAGGCAAAACCUGAGGUGGCAAAGACACUGACUUACGCUAUUCCUCUUCUCAACUUUUUGACAUUACCCGCCACAUCGAUUCACCCUCAACUUUUGAUCUUAUGCUCGAAUCAUGAUCUCUGUCUACAUGUUCAACGAGUCCUGCUGGCAUUAGCUCGGUUCAUGCCUACGAUCUCAUGCCUUAUCUGCGCUGAAGGCACAAAUGCUACACUGUCUUUAGGAACUAUGUCCACUACCCAGCUCAACCUUGCUGGACAUAGCACCACUAGUAAGAAUGGGUUCAUUAGCCGCGGAUCACAACCAUCUGAUUCGCCUCAAGUCAUUGCGGCUCAUGUUGUCAUCGGAACCCCUAACAAAGUAUUGAAUCUCAUCAAGACAAAGCAAAUCAGUAUCUCAGCCCUCAAAGUCAUGGUCUUAGAGAAUGCAGAUAUCCUGUUGGCGCCGCCAUUGAAAGAUGCCACAGUCAGUUUGCUGUCCAUGGUACGAGACCCAAGUGCCAAUACGAAUGGCGGAGCAGCAACAACAGGGCAUGGACAGGACCUAUUGCUUUCGCCACCCAAUUCAGGACCCACAUCACCAGUAUCUGCUGCUGUAGCAGCACUUAAUGGACGAUCACCAGGAGGCGGGGGAAGCGGUAGUAGUCCAGGAUCUGUACGAUUCUCUGGGUCAUUUGGCGAUUCAGAUAGUCGUCCUCGUUCUUUGCCUGGAGCAUCCGGAUCUAGUUACAAUUCAGGAUCGUCAUCUUCACUGAGAUCCUCACCUUCACCUCCUCCUCCUACCCCUGCUAUCAAUCAGCCUCAGCUUUUAUUCUUUUCAACAGAUGUGCCAUCCCAUGUGCUCGACUAUGUGGCACAAUAUAUGACACAACCAACCAAAGCACUCGUGAAGGGACAUGAACUGGCAUUGAAAGGAAUUCUUCAAUAUUUUAAGUACAUGACUGUGGAUAAUGAAGAGUGGCAAUUAUCGCUUCUCUUUGAUCUUUUGGAAGACAGUGGUGCCAACCGAGCAGUCGUGUUUUGUAACAGUGACGAGUCUAUAGAGCGGGUAAUACGCAAGAUCCGUGAGCAUAAAGGAUUUGCUAUUGGCAUUUAUUCGGACAUGGACAUGACGGCACGGAAAGCCGCCAUUAGCCGGUUCCGAGGUUCAGCACCCCCAUGCUAUCUUAUUAUGUCAGAUGAAUCCUCCAAGGAUCUUGAAACCGUAGGAGUGCCCCUAGUAGUUAGCUUUGAGAUGCCUAGUGUCGGCAACUAUAUUCCUCGUGUCAAAUGGAUUGAUCGUGCUAAGGGUAAAGUGGGUGCUAAGGUUACCUUAGUAGAUGGUCAUAAGGGAGAAGGCCAGGCACUCCGGGCGAUUCAGCAACAAUACCGAACGACUAUUGAUGAUUUGCCGACAAACCUCGCAGAGUUCAUCGUAAAUUAGUUAAUGAUAGCUUAAUAUAUAG
Messenger RNA from Lobosporangium transversale, 2735 nucleotides. RefSeq lists its product as hypothetical. Lineage: Eukaryota; Fungi; Mortierellomycota; Mortierellomycetes; Mortierellales; Mortierellaceae. Gene Ontology annotation, molecular function: translation initiation factor activity; ATP binding. The record is from RefSeq and is a predicted model, not a curated record. Bases 29 to 2713 code for a protein of 894 amino acids. Gene Ontology annotation, cellular component: cytoplasmic stress granule. Gene Ontology annotation, biological process: cytoplasmic translational initiation. The transcript has 7 exons.